Molecule: messenger RNA, 1485 nt
Organism: Solea solea (common sole)
Lineage: Eukaryota; Metazoa; Chordata; Actinopteri; Pleuronectiformes; Soleidae
Gene: tfap4
Product: transcription factor AP-4 (activating enhancer binding protein 4)
Exons: 7
Coding region: 304-1305 (333 amino acids)
Biological process (GO): regulation of transcription by RNA polymerase II
Cellular component (GO): nucleus
Molecular function (GO): RNA polymerase II cis-regulatory region sequence-specific DNA binding; DNA-binding transcription factor activity, RNA polymerase II-specific; protein dimerization activity
Source: RefSeq, a predicted model, not a curated record
AUCAGCUGCACACACACACACACGGCCAUGCAGCGAGAGAGAGAGAAAGAAAGAGAGAGAGCCACACACAACGAGGGAACCCCAUCAGCUGGAAGUCGAGUAACAUUACAACUCUCAGCAGCCUGAAACUACUACAAUACACAGACGAGGAAUUCACGUCUUCUUUGAACAUUUAACCCGCGUCAGAUCACGGGUUUUUCACUCUCUAUCGUCAUCCUUUUUUGCUUUCAUUUCCACGGAGACUGUUUGCUGUUGUUUUUUUAGAGGGGGGGGGGGGACCAAACUGGCGAGAGCGAGGCGAGCAUGGAGUAUUUCAUGGUACCAGCUCAGAAGGUGCCCUCCUUACAACAUUUCAGGAAAACGGAGAAAGAAGUGAUUGGGGGCCUUUGUAGUCUGGCCAACAUUCCUCUGACCCCAGAAACAGCCCGGGACCAAGAGAGGCGAAUUCGCAGAGAGAUUGCCAACAGCAACGAGCGUCGGCGUAUGCAGAGCAUCAAUGCAGGAUUCCAGUCACUAAAAACACUCAUCCCACACAGCGAUGGAGAGAAGCUCAGCAAGGCUGCCAUCCUGCAACAGACAUCAGACUACAUUUUUGCUUUGGAGCAGGAGAAGACGCGGUUAUUGCAGCAGAACAACCAGCUCAAACGAAUCAUACAAGAGUUGAGCGGCUCCUCCCCGAAGAGGAGGCGUGCAGAGGAGAAGGAUGAAGGCAUUGGCUCACCAGACAUCCUGGAAGAGGAGAAGACUGAGGACUUGAGGAGGGAGAUGAUCGAGCUGAGGCAGCAGCUGGAGAAGGAGCGGUCAGUCAGGAUGAUGCUGGAAGAUCAGAUGCGUUCCCUGGAUGCACAGUUGUACCCAGAGAAACUUAAGGCCAUCGCCCAGCAGGUCCAGGAACAGCAGGUCCAAACACAGACCCUUGUUCAUCUGAACCAGCAAAAGCAGCUGGAGAGGGACCUUACUCCAGUCCACAGCCCGCAGGUGAUGGCUCCAGCUACCCCUCCUGCCCCUACACACCAUGCUACAGUCAUUGUUCCCGCACCGGUCCAAGCCCCUCAACCCCAUCACGUCACCGUGGUAACCAUGGGCCCAGCUUCAGUCAUCAACACGGUGUCCACAUCCCGACAGAAUCUCGACACCAUUGUUCAAGCAAUCCAGCACAUUGAGGGCACCCAGGGAAAGGCUUGUGUUGGCGAGGAAGAGCAGCGAAGGGCCGUCAUCGUCACUUCAGGUCGCGUGCUGUCCGAUGCGGCGGGCUCAGACACGGCUUCAAACAGCGACGGCCCCGAUGACUGUUCCCUCCCUUGAGUCUUUCCCCGGGUUUUUUCCCACACACCGUACACUUACACACUUAUACAGUAAAGGCCCAAGCUGACCAGGGCGAUGAGAGGCUUCAAACCCAAAACGCUCUUGUUUAGUGGACAUUAAUACGGCCGGUUGAGAGAUUGAAGCCCUCGUCCUUUUUAUGUUUUUCCUCCUCCUUUUUUU